Phytophthora infestans T30-4 is the source of this 900-nucleotide messenger RNA. RefSeq lists its product as uncharacterized. Lineage: Eukaryota; Oomycota; Peronosporomycetes; Peronosporales; Peronosporaceae. The transcript has 2 exons. The coding region runs from base 49 to 900 and encodes 283 amino acids. The record is from RefSeq and is a predicted model, not a curated record.
AUCAAAAUGAACAUUAAACUACUUCUCUGUAUUGGUCUCAUUUCAGCGAUGUCCGUAUAUCGAAGUUGCUGGUUGAGCUUCCGGCGGUACAACACACGCUCGGCUGCGCACCAGCAGCGUCAAUUCGAGGUGCUGGUGCCCGCGCUGCAGACUUUUAAGCGUCUGCAUGGUCACUACGCCGUCCCGCUGCGCUAUACAGUGCCGAGUACUCGCAAUUCUGGCGCUGAGCAAUGGCCACAAGAACUCCACGGAAUGAAAUUGGGCACGACUAUCUCGCGGUUCUUAAAGGCUUGUGCGUCAGCUAAGAAACCCUCGAAACGACAGAGCUUAGACCGACUUCGAGCACAACUUCGGGAAAUUGGAGUACCGGAAGUUGAGGACUGGAAACGUUUCUUGUGGGACGAAUUGACAGUGCCAGCAAUGCAGACGUACAGAUCGAAGCACGGAGAUCUGCUCAUCCCAGCAUCGUUCACUGUUCCUGAAGGAGAUGACGCAUGGCCCCGCUCGACAUGGGGCUACAAACUGGGCUAUUGGACGAGCGAGCUUCGGCGUAAGAAGGACAUGCUGCAACAGUAUCAAGUAGACGAUCUGAAAGCUCUAGACUUUAGCUGGAAUGCUCUCGAAGCUCGUUGGAACCGAUACUUUGUUCCAGCAAGGCAGACGUACCAGGAACUGUAUGGCACUUCACAAGUACCACAGAGCUUUGUGGUGCCGUGCAACGAUCCAGACUGGCCGGCAGAGCUCGGGGGAUAUCGACUUGGGCAAAAGGUGAAUAAUUUGCGUUGCGGUAAUGCCGAGGAGCUGCAAGAUAUAGAGCUGAUCUACAAGAGCUGGAUGCUUCUAGAAACUCUGCACGUAGUGGACGAAGAAAUAAGCCACAACUCGACAAGUUGCUUUUGA